Messenger RNA from Austrofundulus limnaeus, 1161 nucleotides. Its product is annotated as zgc:158868. NCBI's taxonomy places the organism in Eukaryota, Metazoa, Chordata, Actinopteri, Cyprinodontiformes, Rivulidae. Gene Ontology annotation, molecular function: oxidoreductase activity. Bases 264 to 1055 code for a protein of 263 amino acids. Gene Ontology annotation, cellular component: cytoplasm. The record is from RefSeq and is a predicted model, not a curated record. The transcript is spliced from 7 exons.
ACAGGUUAACAUUUAAAGGCUAAAAAAGUGGACUUUGCAUGAUAUGUCCCAGGGGGCGGGGCCUCAUUGGCAAGACGGAUGGACGUCACCCUCAGGCCAUAUUUGUCCUGCGGACCUUGACUUCAACACAUGCUCCAUGACCUGAAACAGGAGUAUCCUUUAAUCACUCACUCACUCACUCACUCACUCACUCACUCACUCACUCACUCACUCACUCACUCACUCACUCACUCACUGCAGCAGUGAGGGUCUGACCUGCUAACAUGUCUGUGGAGCUGGGAGGCCACAUCGUGGUGACUGGGACCAACAGGGGGAUCGGCUUGGAACUGGUCCGACAGCUGGCAGAGAAGACGGGAGUAGAAGCUCACAUUUACGCCUGCUGCAGGGAGCCUGAAGGCACCACGGCCCAGGCACUGAGAGAGCUCACAUUAAAACAUCCUGGAAAAAUUACAUUAAUCAAAUUAGACUUGGCAGACGAGGACAGUAUCUCAGCUGCUGUCCAGACAGUGGGUCAGCGGAUCGGACCUGAUGGGUUAAACCUGCUGAUCAACAAUGCUGCUGUCAACAAACCAGAUGGUAUGGCAUCGCUACAGAACGUCAGGAAGAGUGACAUGAUGGACGUGUUUGAGGUCAACGUUACAGGACCGUUUCUCCUCACAAAGAUGUUUCUGCCGCUUCUUCAGAGAGCAGUCAGCAGAAGCAAGGACAAAGGGGAUGAAAUGUCCUGCAGGAGAUCGGCCGUCAUCAAUGUGUCUUCUCUGGCCGGGUCCAUAGAGAAGUGUCCUGAGAACUUUCACUUUGCUCACAUAUACCCUUACAGGACCAGUAAGGCAGCUCUGAACAUGUUGACUCGCUGUCAGGCUGAAGACCUCAGCAGUCAGAACAUCCUGGUGAUGUGCAUCCACCCCGGCUGGGUUCGCACUGACAUGGGAGGAGAAGAGGCUCCUCUCAGCUCUGAAGACAGUGUUGUUGGUAUGCUGCGUGUGAUGUCAUCCCUGAGCAGGAAACACACCGGGACGUUGCUGGACUGGGAGGGCAACACGAUUGCCUGGUAGCAGUCACCAGAACACCGGACCACCCGGAAACAGAUUAAAAACUAUCAAUUCUGAAUUCAUCUUCAUUUUUGUCUCAGACAUAUUGGAAAUAAAACAAUUUAAAUCA